This is a messenger RNA of Mus musculus (house mouse), 4423 nucleotides long. RefSeq names its product geminin coiled-coil domain containing (gene Gmnc). Gene Ontology annotation, cellular component: extracellular region; nucleus. The transcript is spliced from 5 exons. The record is from RefSeq and is marked validated. Lineage: Eukaryota; Metazoa; Chordata; Mammalia; Rodentia; Muridae. The coding region runs from base 403 to 1404 and encodes 333 amino acids.
GGCACAGAGGGAGCAGGGCAGCCAAGUCCCCAUCGCCGGCUGCCACUGCGCCAGGUAGACUCUGUAGACUCAGCUCUCACGGGCACAGGCUUUGGUCGGGCGCGGCUUUGGAUCCUGCCUCCGCACCCGCAAGGCGACGCGCAUGUCUCAGGUGCCAGUGCUGGUGUCUCUGAAGUGUCCGUGGCUUAGGCUGGGCGGCUCCCUAGGCACGUACGUCACCUGUUUGACAGCCUCCUACUAAAUCAGAGAGCAGCAAGAGCCAGGAGCCUCGCGCGCGUCGCUGGCAGCUCCAGCGGAUUAGAACUCGCCUCCUUGCUCCUCCCUGAAGUCCCAUUUAAAGUUAAGUCUGGCUUUAAGAAAAAGCUGAGUGGGCCUAGUUUCUGCAGCGCUUUCUUCUGCAAGAUGAACAGCAUUCUGCCUUGCCAAGAUCAGUAUUUUGUAGGAGGCCAGAGUUAUAAUUGCCCGUAUUCCACUACAACGUCAGAAUCUGGUGUUGACGUUUCCAAGGAGACUUGGGUCUCUUUCUGGGCUGCUGGUCUCCUGGACAACACUGAGCUCCAGCAAGCACCACAAGUGCUGGAAUCGCCCUCUGAGUUAAGUUUCCCUGUUCUGGACUCAUGUUCAUGGGAAGAGGCUCAGCUCUCAUCUCAGCUCUACAGAAAUAAACAGCUCCAGGAUACUCUACUGCAGAAGGAGGAAGAACUUGCUAGGCUACAUGAAGAGAAUAAUCACCUCAGACAAUACCUGAAUUCUACUUUGGUUAAACGUCUGGAAGAGAAGGCCAAGAAGUUGCUGUCAUCAGAUGAGUUUUCCAAAGUGUUUGGAAAACUCAGAAAAGAGAAGAGGAAACCCAAAGAACACAGACACUCCCCUGCUGAGAUUCCCCAGUUCAAAACUGCCAAGAGAAACCUCUCCACAGAGUUUUCUAACUGUGAGGAACAACCUGGGCCCCAUGUGGACCCCUGGGUUCUUCAAACCCUUGGGUUAAAAGACCUCAACACCAUUGAUGACACUCUACCAGCUAACUACAGUGCCACCACCUCUCAUCCCAGAGCAGUUCCCAGUAUUUCCUCUCUGUUUGUACAUGAUGCAAAUGGCUAUGCAAAUGUCCCCAGAGAUCUACACCUCGACUAUGUAGGUCAGGGAACACAUGGCUCACAUACCACCUCCAUCCACCAGGAAGAUUGUCACAGUUUUCCUAGGCUUUCUAAUCCUCCAGUGAGGGUGCAGACUCUUCCUUACCACACUGCAGAUGUGUCACCCAACAAGACAGAGAUGGCCUUUUCCACAUCUUUGAGCCCUCACUGUAAUGUGAAAACUCACUCCUUCCACCAGGGACAAGCCUUUGUGCGUCGAGAUGAGGAAGGAGGUUGGAAGUUUACCUGGGUCCCUAAGCAGACCUAGUGACUCCUUUCUUCUAUCACAGAACACUGCCAGGACUUCUGUCUGUAAAGACCUCUUGCAUAUGGACUUGACCAUUGAUAACACAGCAGCUCUAGCCUGCCUCCUGCCACUGCCACUGUUCCUUUAGGCUACACACAUCAACUUGCAGGGUAUGGUGGUCAAUAAACCACACUGUUAGCGAUCUGUUCUUCCUUUAUUCAUUCUUGACCUGUUUACAGGCUCAUACCUGCCCUCGGCUUUCUCUCAUUGCCUGAGGCCUGGAAAUAUAUUUUCUAAUUUCCUGUAUAGUUUUUCAAGACAAAACUGUCCUUUUCCAAUUAUGGACCGUUUAACAGCAUAUCAUUUUCCACCAGAUUGUCUAAACAUGGCUUCUAUUCCUCCUCUGCUUGUCUUUGUGUCUGAAGAUGACCCUUAGAAUGAGUCCCAAUUCUAUUUCACAUACUUGCUACUGGAUAUCCACAGAUGGGGCUUCUGCCCUUUAGCAUUACUGAAGACUCAGGGUCAAUAUAAGUAACACUCUGUUCAUGGAAGAUCAAAUAAUUAAAUGUCCCAUGGUAAUGUUGUCAAAGAAUCUCUUAAAGAAAGCUAACCUCACCGAUAAGCAAUACCAAUGACAGAUUAUAGCAGUCAAAAGAACUACUUUUAUCUCUUUUAAUGUGUCAUGUGUUAUAUUAAUCUCUAUUGGUACCUGACAUUGUUUCUUUGAGCAGUAUGAUGCAACAUAUUUUGAGGGACUUUAAUUAAAAUAAAGAAUAGGAAAGGUUUCCCGGACUACACCGAGCUGACAUCCCCUUCACUGGAACUGUAGUCUUGCUUAACUUUGACAUUGUCUUAUCCUUGUUCAUCCUCCAUUCUGCAUUCCAUUAAAACAUGUAUAGAAUACUUAGUAUCCAUGUCAGACAAGGUAAGGUCACAUAUGUCCCAAGACCUACACAAGUGCACAAGUUAACCUUCUCAAAGCUAUUUCAUUUGUGUGAAGGUUCAGUGUUUCUGCCUCUAGAAUAUAGGCGUUAGGCUAGGAAACCACUUGCAUUCUGAGUGGAGUGUGCGUUGCAUUUGCUUUAGUCCAAAAUGGCAUCCCAUUCUAUUCUUCCCUUUAACUUUGAUAAGUGAUGCAGAUAUUAUGUAGGGUGAACCUUAUAUACAACCAAAACAAGAAAAAUGAAUAUAAGCAAUAUGCAUAUUGCUUAUAUAAUAUAUAUAUAUAUAUAUACAUAUAUAUAUAUAUAUAUAAUCAUCACAAUUCUGUUCUCAUCAUGAUAUUCUUCAGCAUAAGCCAGUUUUGUGUGUUAGUGUAGCCUAGUGGAAAGUCAUUGGCAUCUACCAAUAGAUACGUAUUCAUUUUCAAGCUGUGCAUAGCUUGAAUGCAAAUCCUGACAUCAAGGAUUCAUCGCUUUCUAGAUUAAAGAAACAUUUCCACAUGUUUGUUUCCUUUGCACCCUGAUCUUGUGAGAAUUAAGCAUGUAUCAUGGACACACAUCCAUAUUGUCUGCAUACAGUCCACUGCUAUUUCUCUCGUCCCCAUUCCUUCUCAACCUGUCACUUCACAGAAAACAUGUCUGAAAUGUGUACUGUCUGUAAGUUUUUGUAAGAAGGACGUUCUUUUGAUUUUUGCUCUUUGUUCUCUGUUUUAGUUUGAUCACAAAAAUCAAAGAACCUGUGUUAUAAUUUCUAUUGCCAAUCAGUUUUAUUUACUAUCAUUGAAGGCACUGGUACUCGCUGGGGUGUUUUCAUAACUUAUGGAACAAUAGAACUAUUAAAAGCUUUCUUUUCAGAGGAAUGCCUUUUACAUUUUAGUAUCCACAUCCCUGGUGGGUGACAUCAAUCUCAUUUUAGAAUAACAAAGUGAACAUUAGAAUUGAUUGUAUGUUGCUCUGCUAGGAAUUGAGUAAACCAUGCAAUUAUUUUGAAAGUCAAAUAAACAGAGAACCAAAUUAACUAAAAGAUAUUUAUAUUGCAUUGUUUAAGCACUGUAUUGUGUGAUGUAUGCCAAGAAGAAAUUCUCAAGUUCAGCACUGUGCAUUGGGCACAAAGAACAGCUACAUACAUAACACAGCUUUUGAGAUCAUUUCAAAUCAACUUGGUCUCAUCCUGGUGUAUAGAAGUUAGAUCCCAUUGAUAACGUGUUUAGACUUAUAAUAUGAAAGGUGGUAACAGAGGAAUUACCACAUAUUUUUGCAAUUAUAUCUGCAAGUUUCUGAUAUUUAUUUGAGUUAUAUAUAGGCUAUCAUUUUGUUGCUGUGUAAGAAAUUUGAAAUUUUAUUAUGUGAGUACAUGUUCUGACUUUAAAGGUUGAUCUUCUCUCUCCAGCAAUCCACUUAAUAUCUUACAAGAAAAAAAUGAUAAAAACUGUCCCUUUCUGAAUGUGAUGGGUACUUUCAUAUGGUGCAAAUGAUUUCCAACAUUAGCUAUUUCUCCAUCUGGGUUGUAACCAUAACCUUCUUUAUUUGCAUUAAUUUUGUAACAUGUUUAUAUCUGGAUUACUAUCAUUGGCACUUAGGGUUAUUGAUUAUUUCCUUUUUCCAGGUAUAUAACUGAGACUUUUAAAUAAUCUGUGGCCUAAAAAGGUUCAAAUGCCUAAUGAAUACAAUUGUCUUAAACAUAACAUCAUAUAAGAAUUUUAAUCUAAUGUUGAUGUUUAAUCAUAUUAUAUUAACUAUCCAAAAGUUUAUACAAUGUAUUUUGAUGAUCAAUAUCUCUAACUCCUCCCUUUUCCAUCUUCUCCACCCUUAACUCCAUAUGCACCCAAGAUCUCUGUUUUGGGAUAUUUAUGAAUAAAUCUGAUAGGCUUAGUUCUUAAAACAUAUAGCAUAGGUAUGUUUUUCAGUAUGUUUUAAAUCUUCAUUUUGACAGAGGUACAUAAGCAUUUAGUUUUAAUUCUUACAAAGACUAUCUACAAAUAUCAAGCACGAUUUACUACUUGGAGUGUAAAUUCUACGAUUUAUUUUUGAUUGGAACAAUUUCUAAUUAUAUAAGUCAACUUUGUAAUCAAUCUAUGACUAAUAAAUGAGAAAACUUA